UCUCUCCUUUCACCGAAGGCAAAUCCAGAGACAAGCUGGGCUGUCUAGCAACAAAAUCUCCCUUCCUCAAACAAGCGCUUAAUGGGGCCCCAGAGAUAGCUUCAAUCCAGAAUGACAAGACAUGCUUUCUAGCUAAUUCCUGUCAGGAGAACUCACAGAAUGAGGAGCUGAAACUAGACUUUUGUAUUCUAAUUUGUUUUAGAUUCUAUUUAUUUUUUUAGGGCACUUUUUGGGACAUUAACCUGGGAAAUAAUGGCUUCAUUUUUCCAUCAACUUAAGGUGCUAUUAUGGAAAAAUUGGCUAAGCAUCUACAGGCAGCCGGUGUGGUCUAUCGUACUCAUCUUCUGGCCUGUUGUCAUAUUUUUCAUUAUGGCAAUGACGCGAACUAAAUUUCUUCCUGUACAAGCAUCAGUCUGUUAUCUGGCUCCCAGGAAUCUUCAGAGUACAGGGAUGAUUCCAUUUCUACAGAGCUUCCUUUGUAACACAGAUACAAUAUGUAGUAACAAAUCGUAUGCGCCAAACCCAGUUACUACAACAAGCAGGUUAAAAAAACGGUUUGCCGAUUCAGGCGGAGGAGGUUCUGCAUUCCAGAUGAGAAGUUCUACUGGUGAGACAGCAAGCUCAUGGGACAGAACAGUGGCAAACGACUGGACAGCUGCUGUAGAAAUAAUCAAUACAGGAAAGUCCGUGAUGGAGGACAUUAGUUCAGGGGAUUUGAAAGGAGCAUUGUGCAGUACCAUCAAUCUGUACCCUACACAGCAAGCUUUACAGCAGUUUUGUCAGUCUAAUGAAACACUGGCCAGGUUCGUAAUGGGGGCACUUCUUUCACAGGCAAGCAACCUAUCAUCUACGCAGAUUCUUGCAUCUGUAACUAAAUACUCCACAAUGGUGGAAGUGUUACAAAGUAAAACAGAGUCAUGGAAUUUUCUGCUGAUGCUACCAGAAUAUUUAAAGAACCCACAAAGUUUUGCAUAUUCUGGAGAGUUCGUCCUCAAUUUUUCAACAAUUCCUCAGGAACUUUCCUACAUACAGCCCUGUGUAAAGAGUAUACUUCAAAUUAUUAAUCCAGUCAUCAUGCCAGCAAAUACAACUAAUGUAUCUAAUAUCCUGCAAACACUGUCUAACCAAUCAUUGGCCACUGAGAUGAAACCAUGCAUUUCCCUGUUUCAGAUGUUGCCUUGUGAAUCCAGCAAUGGCUGUCAUGCGGUGGAACAAACACAAACAUUUCAAAUAAUCUACUGGCUGAUGACAUCUUUGACUAAUGAGAAUUCCAGUAAUGCUUGUAAAUAUAAUUUUUCUAGUUUGGUUUGCAAUGGCUCCGUCGAUUGGAACCUUUUCCUGCAAAGUUCACUGACACUUUUAAAAGAUGUAUCUGGUAAUUCUUCAACAGCCGUUACAAGAUAUGUGCAGAAAAUAUGGACUCUCUUAAAACAGAACGGUGUAAACCAGAUAAUCAUAGAGAAGCUUCAGCAAGAAAUUAACAACACCUAUCCUGUGGAUACAGAGUUACAGAGUAUCCUCAAAGAAACGGUCAACCUGUUACUGAACAUUACUGAUGUUCUGACUAUGGAUUUCACUACAGAACAAUAUUUUGGAGCCCUUCAGGCAAUUCUAAUCAAGCUGGAAAAACUUGUUCCAACAGAACAAUUAGGAAACAACACAGGACUAAUCAAUAAUAUAACAGAAAGUAUCAUUAAUGAUGUUCAAUACUGGAUACGUCUGAAUGGCCUGUUUUCUUCAUCUAAUGUGUCUCUUCAAACGUUAGUAGAACUGCAGUCCAUAAUUGAAUCCUUUUCUACCAGCAGCACAGAAGCCGUUAAUUACUUCACAAAAUUUCUCCAAAUUCUUUCUGGUUUUAAUCAGACAACAAUCCAAGAAUUUACACAAAGUCUCCAAACACUUCAAAGCUUAAAUCUAGUUACUGCUAAUAUAACUGCAACACUGAAUCAUGUAAUUGUUCUCUUUGGUGAUAUAAUAAGUAACCCCAAUUCGAACGACAGCUUUGUACUUGCUGACUUUUACUUAAAGCAGAUAUUAAAUUUGUUGAACAGUGAUACUACCUUGCGGGAUUCCCUUGGAUUGCUAAGUAUUUAUUUUAACAACAGCCAGGCUGGUGAUUUCAGUAGAUAUGCUGCUAUUUUGUCAAUUUUCACACCAUCAAAUCUACAGGCGGUGGCCUCUAACCCCAGCAAGGCACCCUUGGCGUUGCUCAGUCUCAUCUCUGGUUUCAUUCCAGCUGAAGACCAACAGUUGUUUAAUAAAGUAGAAAAUGUGUUGGUGACUCUUCUGGAUUCCAUUUCCACUUGCCAAGUAGAACUCACAAAUUGUUCAAGUUCUGUUCUUAAGUACCAGCAGCAGUUGUACGAAUUUAUACAGUUCAUAAGUUCAACUAGUGGAGAUGUACAGCAAUUUCCUCAGUUAAACCAGUUCACUGAUGGCGAGAUCAAAAUUAUCAAUAGCGUGUUUUCAAUGAUUCUGUGUUCUCAAGCACAUCCUAACAAUGCCUCCUGCAACAAUGUCCAGGAUAUCUAUGGAGAACUGAGCUAUAUUAUAAACAUGACAUUAAAAACGGACCCUAACAUCCUGUCCAUCUAUUCUGCUUCAGAACAAUUUAAACAGAAUUUUGACAAUAUCCUUUAUGUUCUUGGAUCUGUUGACCUUAAAAAGCUGAUCUCUCAGCUGGAUUAUGUAAGUGGGCUGCCUAAAUGUUAUACAAAUAGAUCUGUUGAUCCUUUGAAGUGCACCUUAGACCUAAGUUUAAGUCUAAUGGAUCUUCUUGACAUGUUGCUAUUUCCUCAGCCUAUUAAUGACACUCUUGUUGCGGCUUCUUCUAUUAUUAGAAAUUGGCUCAGUGAAGUCAAUAGAACAGUGGAUGCCUACCAACAACUAAUUUAUAUGUAUGAUUUAACAAGCAUGGCAUAUCAAAAUCAGUCUGUGCUACAGCAAAUUGAAACAACUCUCCUUCAAAUUGUGCAGACUUUAGAGGAAUUAAGCACAAAUUCAACACUAGUUUCUCAAACUAAGGAGGAACUGGAGAACAUAAAAACUCAGUUUCAGACUAUUCAGUGGUACAUUCUUUACAUGAAAAAUGAGACAGAAACUUUCCAUACCUCUAGUAAUAUAGAUAGUUUUGUAACACUUAUAGAAGUCAUGAUAAACAAAACUCUGUCUCUUAUGAAAAGCAAUCCUUCCCUUGUACCUACAGUGAAUAAAAUACAGUCUGUAAUUAGCUGGUUGGAAAUGUCUCACAUUCUGCCUGCUUUCCAAAACAUGAUAAAUACGGCAUUGCAAAAUGGAGGUUAUACCAGUGACACCUUUAUUUAUAAUGCUACAGUGGUCUUUCAGCAGAUUAUUCAACAAGCAUUUGUCAGUGGAAGUCCCUGGAGCUCAUUUUUUAAUCAAAUCACAGACAGUGAAGCUAAGUUUGUGCUGCAGUUAUUACAGGAAUAUGAUAGGGGAGGGCUGAACAAUCUAUCUUCUGUUAUGUUAUUCACAGAAAAGGUCCUUCUGGCAGCUGAAAGUUUUUUGAAAGACAUACCUGAAAUCUCAACAUUAAAUUAUAACUUACAAGCAAUCUACAACAUAUCCCAUCAGAUCUUGGGUAUUGUGGAAAACAGAUUAAAUCAGAGUGUUCUAUAUUAUGUAUACAGUUUAUUGCUGGACAACUGGAGUGGAAACAUCUUUUAUGAAUUUCCAUUGUUGAAAACUAAGUUGAUGAGUCUUUUGAAUUCAAGCAUGCAGUGUUUAACAGAUCCAACAAUGCCUUCAAUAAAGCAGAACUGUUCAAGCACAGAUAUCACAAAUAUGUUGCAACUCAUACUGAACGAUUUGGGUUGUCAGAUAAUCCUGGAAGCACCCAAAAUUGAUGGUAAUGUUACACUUAUAAAUAUCUAUGAAUAUGCCCUUAAUUCCACAUGGGAAGAACAUAUUAAUGGCUGUACCAUCGAAAACUCAAACUCCAAAAAAGAACUGGCAUGCCUUGUUGAGACACUAGCAUCCACCCUCCAGUUCAUUUCUACCAUAAAUGAUCUAUCAGGUAUCAACAGUCCUUGGGUUCAAAACAUUGGUGAAGCACUAGCCAUGGUUACCAACAAACUUUCAACAAAAAAUAUUACCUGUGCAGCAAAGGAUAGUCAAAUUAUACAUAUAAUUUAUGAGGCACUUCAUAAUCAGUCAAGUCAUUUGGAGUCUCUGAUUUCAGUAUUUAUGAAUCAGACAGAACUGUAUAGCCAAAAUCCAUCAGAAUAUUCAAAAUACUUGAUCCAGGUGUUUAAUAUUUUAAAACUGUAUGGCUCCAUGCAUGAGCAGAUACUUCUAAAUGAAACCAUUGUUAACUUCUUGUACAACACGAUGCUGCAGUUGCUAGAAGUCACUCAAAACAGCACAAGUCCCACUAGGUGGCAACUGGUAUCAUCAAUGCUGAACACAGUCAACAAUAUUUCAUCCUUCCUUAAGACUACAGAUUAUCCCAUAGAGUUCCUUAAUUUAUUAAAUGUUGUCAACAGAGUUCUAAAUCUUACAGAUGACAUUGUCACACUAAAUGCAAACCUGUCACAUAUUUCACUUGUUAACAUUUUUGAUGGAAACUUUUCCAUGAUAAAUAAUCUUCUAAAACAGUUUCUUUUUAAAAUGAAUAUCACAUCAGUUGAUAAUUGUGCAAUUUCACUUAAGAACCUUUCUAGUUUGUACCACAAUAAUAUGAACCUAUCCAUCAAUGACAUGUUUUGUUCUAACCUUAGUUCAUGGACUUGCAAUUUAAUACUUGGCAAUAACUCUGGAUUUAAUUGGCUAAAGGAAUUGGAAAGCAUCUCAAGUAUGAUAAUAACAUCAACGUCAGGGUUACCAGCAGACUCUGCCAUGGAGAUAAUAACAUCCUUCACCAAGUUUGUGAAUGAUACCAAUAUGAACACUUUGGAGGCAUUUUUGACAUCCAUAGCAAAAUUCUUACAGCAGGAAGAACCAACCAGCAACUCGGAUGUAUACCAAUCUAUCCAAGUGUUACAUAGCUCUUUACAGGCCAUAAUAAAAGAAGCAUUGUUGAACAGAUCUGAGCCCAUGGAUGAAAUAAUCACUAUCAAUGUAAUGGGAGCACUGAGCAGCUUUCUUAGAAGCCUCAAUAUCACAGGCUAUGAAGGGAUCCUUACCUUUGCUUCUGACAUAUUACAGAUUUACUUUAAUAAUCGGAACAGCACAUUACCUCCGGAAAGCCUUGCCCAAAAGGUACUGGGACAUAUUUUAACAUCUUUCAAAGAAAGUGGCCUAGAAAAAGUCGCCAUUCAAGCACUGGAAAAUCAAAUCUUCACUCAGUCUUCAGAGGAACAGAAAAUUAUUCAGUACAUUAUUAGCAUUGUGAUGUCAGCUAUUAACGAGACCGCAUCCAGUGUGGCACUACAGCCACUAGAUAAUAAAACCAAUACUAUGGUCCAACUUUUUAUUCAAAUGUUAACUGAAAACCAAUCAAACACAACUGUACUGAGCCAAUUGGAAAAUUGGAUAAAUGCAACACAUAUUUUCAAUGAAAACAACCAAAUUCAUGGUCUCAAUAUUUCGGAAGUUAUAAACAGUCUAAUGAAAGGGAAUUUAAAUAAUGCGCAGGUUGAAGAAAUACUUUGGGCUUUACAGAAUGUCUUGUCUGCUCAAAACAUCACUGAUGGGUCAGACAUCUUUCACCUUUAUGAGUUUUUUGUAGGUAUUUUAAACCAGACUAUUGCUAUUGGACCUAUGAAUUUAACACAAAUGUUACAACCUUUCUUAACUAUGGACUGUGAAGGCAUUUCCAAAGUAAUUAAUUCUGUAUAUAUAAUGAUACAAAGGUCCAGUGCCUCUACCACAUGGCCAGUCAAUACAUUUGUUUCAAAUUUAACUAUGGAUAUGUGUCAAUUAUUACAAGGGAAUUAUUCACAGAAUAACUGGAUCAACAUUCUUCACACCUCCAGAGAAUGCGUUGCCUUUGUAACACCUCUUUUACCAGUCAGUGUAAGAAAGUAUUUUGCUGUAGUGGAUGACAUCAUCAAGGUGGCAAGUGACUUAAUAGCAGACCCAACUAUAUCUCUGAGCAAGAUAUCCUCUAUUAUGAACAUUGUAUCAGAUAUAAAUGAGUUGUUCAAUAACGCAUCAAGCUCACCCAACUGGACACAGAACACAGUUUUAAAUAAACUGGUUUAUUUCUUGGUGGAUCUUGCCUGGACAUCUGCAUCUGACAAAGAACUUCUUUUGUUCAAAACACAGAAUUUCUUUUUGGACAUAAUCCAGGACAUACAAAAUAUGCUUAAAUUACAGAAUGGUUCACCAAAUGAUGUUUGGAUAUCCUUUGCUCUGGAUGUGAUGGGAAUUUCUAUAAACACAACUCAAAAUACAUCUCUAGAAGAAAGAUUCCUAAAUAAAGUGUGGGAUUCCUUUAAACAAAAUGGUUUGGAGAAUGUGAUCAUCUCUACAAUCAGUCAUCUUUGGCCUACUAAUGGUUCAGCCAGCUCUGAGAAUGCCUACAUACUGGAACAUUUCAUACAGCUUGUCUUCAAUAUCACUGAUAUGAUCAUUUCUGAAACCCCAUCAAAUAUGACUACUAAUACUAUAGGAAAAGCUGUGAACAUAGUACUGAAUGACCUAUUUCAGAUCUUACUGGCACAAAAUAAGAACAUUUCACUCUUACUGGAUGAAGGUCUUCAGUAUGUUAAUAUGACUACAAUUCUGAAUGAGCUUGAAACAUUAAUUACCAGCUUGACCAUCAUGAAUAUUCCACAAAGCAUCUCAAAUGAAUCUGCAAUACUGGUAAACCUUCUUAAUGCCCUAAACCAAUCAAAUGUCAUGAAUAUCAUUGGCAAUAUUGCACAGAUAUUAACUACUUCUGAUAAUGUGAAGUACAUCAAGACAGUGAUGGGUGCAUUGGAAAUGUUCGGAGAAUUUGUCCACAUGAAUAACAGCACUGACAUUCAAGAAUUCUCUUCAAUCCUAGUUAAGUAUCUGCCUAUUUACUUGGAUACAAGCAACCAAACUCAAACUUCUGUAAUGCCCAUCCUCAAUUUGUGGCAACAGUUUACUAAUAUAACUAAUACACAAAUCAGAGAUACGAGCACAGCAAUUGUAGAGUUACUGCCUCUUUUCAAAUCCCAUUUUCUGCUAAAUGAAAGCAUUGAUGUUCGCAAUCUCUCUUCAUGGCUUGUUGGGAUUAUUGCUCAGUUGACACCACCAGAGGAACAGACCAGAUUAGAAAAUGCAGCAAAUGCCACUCUCCUACUCAUCCAGUCUAUUCAGGAAUGUAAUAUUACACCCAUGACCUGUACUGGGCUUACUAAAGUAGUAGAGAAGUUUAUGUCUGAUUUAAUACAGUUGGAGUUGGCAGGACAGAAUGCAACUUUGGUAAAUAACUCCCUCCUGCAGUUUGGAUCUUUUAACCAGUCAGAUAUUAAAAUGAUCAAUGAAGUAUUUCUGGUGUUGUCAUAUGCAUUAGGAUAUCCAUCUAAUUCUACAAAUGGGAAUGCACUUUUUGAAGAAUUUUCAGCUUUGACAAAUUUACUCUUAAACACCACAAUAAUGGAUAAUCUAAAUAUCACUUCUCUUUCAUCCCUAAAGAAUAUUGUAGAUGUGCUCAAUUCUGCCAAUGUUACACAAAUUCUUCUUCAGACAGAAAACCUUCUACAUGCCUACAUAUGUAUGAACCAAACUGAUGCAAACCCGUUAUUGUGCAAACUUAAUGUGACUUUUAAAUUAACUCAGCUCAUGAAUCUGCUGCCCUUGGCACAAUCAACUCAUGAAGGCUUAGCAAUUAUAACUUCUAUAACAGAGCAAUGGCUAAGCAAGCUUAAUAUCAAUACUUCAAUCUAUGAACAACUUAUUGAUCUCUACAAUGUCACAGUUUUAACAUUUCAGUACUAUCCCACACUACAAGCAAUAAACACUUCGUUGGUUAAUAUUGUGCAUAUACUACAGGACAUGGGUUUACUACUCAAUACAAGUUUACACGGAUAUGAUACUGCAGUAAACCUGCUCUCUGAGAUGGUAAAAGUUGAAUCCAAAAUUGUGUACAGUGUUUCCAAUUCAUCCCAGUUAAACAUUAGUGAGCUAUUAGAGACAAUAAAAUUGGAGCUGGAUACCGUAAACUGGUUAUUGCUUCAAGCAGAAAAUCAGACAGGAACUUCAGCCAGCUUUCCUGGAGCCUACACAAUGCACACAGUAACCCAAUGGAUUAUACAGAACUACCAGCAGCUGACCAUAAUAGUAAAAGACGUGGAAGGUUUAAUUAGUUCUUUUAACAGCAGCUCACCCAAUACAACCAUUGAUGCACUGAAAGCAAUAGUGGAAGAUUUCCUGAUAAUGUUUCCUCCACAAACUGAAGAUGUUCAACUAAUAGAGUCUUUAGAAACUGUAAUAAAUGUGACAGACAUCUUGCUACAAAUAACUAGUCAGGAUACAUUAAAUAAACUUGAAACUUUUAUUAACAGCUUGAAAAAUUCUGCAUUUCAGUUCAAUAUAUCAAAUGGCCCUUCUACACUAUUCAACAUCCUUUCUGGGUUAAAUCAGACAGAUUUCAUUUUCAAAAUAGCCAAAGUUAUCCAGGGUGUCACAGGAAGGGAUGUGCAAUAUGGCAAAAUGUUCAGGAAUGCUCUGAUGAUGUAUAACGAUUUGAUCCAACUGAAUAACACGACAAAUAUGCAAGAUCUCUCAGCAAUCUUUACUAAAUAUCUAUCCAUUUUUUCAAGCUCUAUGAACCAGACACAAGCUGAUCUGAAUGUUAUUCUUAAUCUAUGGCAAUACCUUAUUAAUCUGACAGAGAAACAAUCUAACCUGAACCAAGUUGUUAUAGAUAUACUACCAUUUUUCCAAUCCCAUAUGUUCUUGAAUGGAAGCAUUGAUGUUAGCUAUCUGGCUUCUGGGAUUGUCAACCUGAUCUCUCAGUACAUACCGCCAACAGAAAAGGACAUGUUUGAACACGCAGCUAACGCCAGUCUGCUCCUCAUACAGACAUGCAGUGUUACGCCAAUGACCUGCACAGGUUUUGUUGAAGACAUACAGAAGUUUGUAUCUGAUGUGACACAACUGGAGUUAAUGAUUCAGAACAAAACUCUGGUAAAUAGCUCUCUUCUUCAAGAGUUUGGAUCCUUUAGCCAGUCACAAAUUACAUUGAUCAAUAACAUUUUUCUGAUGCUGUCACAAGCAUCAGGAUCCCCAUAUAAUUUUUCCAACAAUGGAAGUGGAAUUUUUGAAGAAUUUUUUACAUUGACAAGAUGGUUUUUGAAUGCAACUAAUGGGAACAAUAUAAACAUCACUUCUAUUACAUCCCUACAGAACAUCAUAGAAAUGCUAAAAUCCAUCAACAUCACACAAGUUCUUCUUCAGUCAGAAAACCUGCUCCGUACUUACAAUUGUAGUAACAGUUCUGAUGUAGAACAAUUGCAGUGCAAACUAAACAUGACAUUUUAUUUUACACAAUUCUUGAACAAUUUGCCACUGGAGGAGACAACACGAAAUAAACUGGCAGCUAUCUCUUCGGUAGCAGAACAAUGGCUAAGUCAAUUGAAUAAUAACAUUUCCAUAUAUCAGCAGCUCACUGAUCUCUAUAAUGUCACAAUUCUUGCGUUUCAGUACCAACCAACACUGCAAGUAAUAAACACAUCUCUUGUGGGGAUUGUUCAAACGUUACAGGAUAUGGGUGUACUAUUAAAUUUCAAUUUAAAUGAGUCAGAUUUUGCCAUAAAGCUGCUCUCUGAGAUGACAACAGUCAAUUCUAAACUAAACAUCUUUAGCCUUUCCAGUUUGUCACAAUUAAACAUCACUGAAGUUUUGGAGAUUUUACGGCUGGAAUUGGAUACAGUAAACUGGUUAUUGGUUCGGCUUGAAAAUCAGACAGGAGCUUCAGUUACAUCCCCAGGUGCCUUCACCAUGCAGACUAUAAAUCAGUGGAUUAUGAAUCAUUACCAACAGAUAAGUCUUAUUAUAAAAGAUAUAGAAUCUGCAAGUAAUUCAUUUACCCUUCUUGCACCUAACAGUUCAGUAGAUGCACUGAAAACAAUAGUAGAAGAUAUUCUUACAGCUUUCCUUCCACAAACAGAGAAUGCACAGCUGACAGAAAUUUUACAAACUGUGCUGAAUGUGACCAAAAUCCUACUUGACGUAACCAGCCAGGAUACAAUUAGCCAGCUAGAAAUGUUUGUGAAGACAUUAGUAUUCCAAUUUGAUAUAUCAACUGACCCAGGCAAAUUAUUCAAUAUGUUAUCCUUUUUGAAUCAAACAGAUCGUUUAUCACAAAUAGUCAAACUAGUAAAAAGUGUUAUUGCUUCCAAUAACAUACCAAAUAUAAAAGUCUAUCUGGAUGCACUAAAGAUGUUCAAUGAUUUGCUCCAGCUGAAUAACACCAUAAAUAUUCAGGAUAUUUCUAACAUUAUUACUAGGUACUUGCCCAUUUACAUGGAUGCAAGUAACCAGAUGCAAAAUUCAUCAAAGUUUAUAUUUAACUUUUUGCAGUAUCUUCUAAGUUCAAUGAAUACACAGUCAGGUGAUCUCAGUAAAGCUGUUGCUGAAAUAUUACCACUAUUCCAAACACAUAUUCUAUUUAAUGAAAGCACUGACAUCUACAAUCUGUCUUCUUGGCUUGUUGGAUUAAUUUCACAGUAUAUACAACCAACUGAACAGGACAGGUUUGAAAAAGUGGCCAAUGCCACUCUCCUCCUCAUUCAAUCCAUGCAGGUGUGUAGUACCACACCUAUGAUGUGUACAGGACUAAUUGAUGGAGUACAGAAGUUUGUAUCUGAUGUGACACAACUGGAGUUGAUAGCACAGAAUGAAACUCUGAUAAACAGCACUCUUCUGCAGUUUGGAUCCUACAACCAGUCACAGAUUGCAAUAAUCAAUAAAGUGUUUCUGGUGCUGUCACAUGCAACAGGGUAUUCAUUGAAUGCUUCUACAGAUCAAACCAACCUUUAUGAAGAAAUUCUUAUUCUCACAAAGUUGCUACUUAACACAACAAUUAAAGAUAAUCUAAAUACCACAACAUCUACAUCUCUGAAGAAAAUUCUCAAAGUACUAACAUCUACCAACAUCACACAAUUCCUUCUUCAAGCAGAAAACAUAAUCCACAGUUAUACUUGUUCAAAUCCAACUUCUAUAGAGUGCAGACUGAAUGUAACAUUUCAAUUCACACAUCUCCUUCAGCUGGUACCACUAGCACAGUCAACUCAAGACAAUUUAGGAAUCAUCUAUUCUGUAGCUGAACAAUGGUUAAGUCAGGUUAAUAGUAAUUUGUCAGCAUCUCAAAAACUUGCUGACCUUUAUAAUGUCACAAUUCUAGCACUUCAGUACCACUACCCAAUACUUCAAGCAAUAAACACAUCUCUGGUCAAUACUGUUACAAUAUUAAAGGAUAUUGGCAUAUUUAACUUCAAUUUGAAUACAACAGACUUAGCCAUCAGCAUUCUAUUUGAUGUGAUACAAAAAGUUGAUUCUGAAAUCAGUAUGUACUCCCUUACCGACGUGUUACAGUAUAAUAUCAGUAACACUCUGGAAAACAUAAAGUUUCAGUUGGAUACUGUCAACUGGUUGCUACUUUGGGCAAAAAACAAGUCUGAAGGGUUCAAUGGUUCUACAGCAGCCAUUCAAAUCAACACAACUGCAAAAUGGCUUAUCACUAUUUCUGAACUGAUUACUUCAUUCAAUAGAAGCUCCAUUGUGACAGACCUGCUGCACAUUUUGAGUUUAACUAUGUCAGAUAAGCCAAUCCAAGGUCUUAUACAGCAAGCUGGCACAGAAAUCCAGAGUUUUAUGAAUAUCUCUUUUAUUAGAAAUCUGUUUAUGAAUCAGAACAUCCAAAAAGAUGCUGAAAUAGCUCUGAUGCUGCUACAAGAAAUUAACAGAAACAACAUAUCAUAUAUUCUAUCAUCUAUUAAUCAAGUAAUACAAACUGUACAAGGUGUACAAGGGCUUGAAUUGGCAUACCAAUUGUACAGCAAUACCACCACUGUGAAAAUCCUCACAAUAGUAAAGGAAGGUAUGAGGAUCAUUAAUGAAAUCGAGGCAAAAGGGACAAUAGGAAAAGAAGCCAUCUAUGAAAUAUACAAUUUUACAUAUAUGUUAGUUCAGGGAGAAUGGAACUGGGUACCAUUCCAAAACAUAUCUGCAAUGGAAGCUGAGCUGCUGGAUGUCUUCUAUAUGGCUAUGAAACCUUUCCUAGGUGGCAAUUGGACCCAAGUCUAUACUGGUAACUGCUCCCCACAUGAUGUUCUACAAAUACUUGUGCAAACAGUUUUUAAAAAUGCCACAACCAAACUGACACUAGAGAACACAACAUGUGACUGGCAGUUAAUCUAUAACAAUUCUGAAAUUAGCUCAAUCAGUAACCAAUCACUAGGAGAUAUGAUCUAUCUGGCAUUGCAGAGCUCUCCUGUUUUCAACAAUGUCUGCAGUAAAGACAGUUUGCAUCCUCUAGCUGAAGAGUUAGCAUGCUUAAUGCAAGCAAUGAGGCUCUCCAUAAGCCUUCUGGCAGAUUUAACUAAGAUAUCAGGUUUACAAAUACCACUAAUUCAGUCACUGAAUGAUAGCCUGACUUUUAUCUGUAACAACAUGCCAGUUCACAAUUCUACAUUUCAGCAGGAAACUCAGUUAUUAAAUACUCUUAAUAUAAUGUUUUUAAACCAAUCCAACCCAAUGCACAUUUUUAUUCAGUUUCUUAUUGACCAUUACAGUUCCCCUGUAGAAAUGUCAGAUUUGCAGCAGAUGUGGGCACAAAUCUCAAAGAUCAUCGAUGUUCUUGCCCCAAUAAAUUCAUCUUUAAAUGCAAACAUUAAUGAGCUAGUUGCAGCAACUGCGAAUAUGACUGUUCAACCAGGAUGGUUUGAAUCAUGGCAAAUCUUAAACAAACUUAUUGCCAUGAACUGGACAGCUGCUAAUAUUGACGUUUCCCUGGCUGCAUUGAAUCAACUGAGAAAAGCAAUUAUACUCAUAGACAGUGGGUUGGAUAUAAAAACAAUCCAGAUUUAUCAGACAAUUGUUUCUUUAAUGAAAAACUAUCCAGUAAUAAAUGACACUAUGUCCUUAACACCAGAAUGUACAUCUGCCCUAAGUGCAGUGGUCAACUUAUUUCACUCUAUCUGGACAGCUUUUGAUCCUACAAACACAUAUCUGGAUAAAGAAUUACUCUCUAACUUUAGUCUACUGGUCUGUGAUAGCUUCCAUAUACAACCUGCAAAUAUAAGUACCUGGAUUUCACCUCUAGAAACAUUUAAGAACAUUUUGCCAUACCUGGCAACCAACACAUCAACUGAUAUAGUAAAUUACAUUACUGGUUUAGAGAAGAUCAUCAUGUUUGUUUCUGAUGCCGUUAACUCCCAAAAUAUUUCCCAGGAGAUCAUGUUUGGAGGUGUUUAUAAAGUCUUUAUCCAAGAACUGAAGAUUUUUAGUAAUGAUUUCAUUAUUGCAGACUGGAUAGAAAUGAUACCUGUAAAUCAAAUCAUCCCUAGUUUUACAAAGAGUAUCACAGUGGAUCAGACAAUUGCUAUAGAAAGGGAUAUUUUGCUUAUGCUGUCAAAAACCCUCAAUGCUACUUCAUACUCAGAGGGAAUUUCCAUGUUAUCUGAUCUAGUCGCUAAUUUGUCCAGCAGCACUGUCAACCAAAGUACAGCCACCAGUUUCAUUCAACAACUUCUGAACCUUAUAAUAAAAUUCACAGUUACUGUGCAAGUUCCUCCGCUGGCAGAACCUUAUGGAACUGUAAUGAACUGCUUGAAGAAUGUGACUCAAGACCUCUCCAGCAAUCUGAGCGGGCACCUUGAAGAAGCAAUUCAGCUGGCCAAGGAUUUGUUUACUCAAAGCAAUGAAUCAGCAAAUGCAUCAGCAAUUCCAGACUUACUCAAGCAAAAGAUGUACCAACUCCACUACCUGUCCAGUAUAAUCUGUGGAUUGGAAGGCUCAAACAACUCACUGACAUACUGCUAUAUGCCCUGUCAGUAUAUUUCACUGCUGCAGGAUGUGGGCAACCUGUUGUCUUCAGGAGCUAAUGUCACCAAGACAGCUAUUAGUUCACCAGCAAUAAUAACAUCAUUCCUGGGUAGCCUAUGGCAGGUCUUGGAAAAUGAAAUGAGUGUCCAGCUGAGCACACUUCUUCCGGUGAGCGACCUUUCAAAUAUCACUGCAUCACUCAGCCAAUUUAUCAAUACUACAAGUACAAAUUUUGAAGCAAUAUUGGCAAACGUUUUCCGGAACAGCAGCCAUGUGGAGAAUGAGCUAGCUCAAUUUGUAAAGCUGAAUCAGUCAAGUAUUACAGCUUUGAUGAACGUGCCAAUCCCUGACAACAAAACUGAUAUUGGUACUUGGUUUACCAUUCUAAACCAGUGUAGUAACAACGCUUCAUUAGUGGCCAAACCGUUCCAAGUGUUUUGUAAUCUGACUGCAGAGCAGGGAUAUGAGAUGGCCAUAAUAUUCCUGGAGAAUGUGGAUCUUCUGAAAUUAUUUUAUAGAUUGGCAGUUCCAUCAACAUGGCAAACAAGCUUUGACCUUAUCUUAUCCGCACUGCAAGCUCUGCUUAAUAAAGUGGACAGUUUCCUAAAAGAUAUACCAUCAGAGGAGGAAAUAUCCAAUUUGCUGAGCUUAAUAAAGAACUUUACAGGCGUAUCAACUACUUCAAGUACCAGGAGAAAGAGGAGUCUAGAUCCUUCAGGAACCCUUCGAGCCAGCACACUUUCCUUUACCACCCUCUCCAGAAUUGUGUGCAGCGGAAAUACGACGCUUCUCAGCCAAGCCCUCUAUUCUAUGUAUACUUCAACCAGAUCAGCUACAAACUUCAAGAGUGGACGAGCACAAACUAUUUAUGAAACAUAUGGAAUUCCUACUGAUAAUGCCUUUUGCGCAAACUUAUUUCUUAACCUAGUAGAGAGUACUAGUGGUGCUGCCACCUGGAUGUUGAUGAAGCCUCUGUUAUAUGGACAGAUACUUUAUACACCACACACUGAUGUAACAGAGAAGAUUAUGAAUAAGACCAAAAACUCUUUACUUCAGGUGGAGGAUUACAUGAAUACAGUAAAGAAUAUAUCUAAGAGCAUACAACCAAUUCUGACUAAUUGGCCUUUUAUGAAGCUAGCUCAACAGCUCAUUGGAACAAUAAAGACAUUGCUGAAUAAUACUGUUAUAAGUGGAGUACUGGAGGAUUUCUUGAACCUGAAUGUCACAGACCUGUCUGAAAAACUAAACAAAACUGAUAGCUUCAUCUCACUUGUUGGAGAUAAUUUAAAUUUAAUUCAGGCAUUUCAAAAUAUAUGUGAUGUACUGUUGAACCUUAUGUCCUGCGUAUCCUAUGACCGUCUUCAACCUAUGAACUCCAUUGAAGAAAUGAUGACCAAAGCGAACCAGCUUCAGGGGACCAACAAUCUAUUUGCAGCUGUGUCCUUCAAUCUUUCAUCCGGGAGCAGUAGGCAGAAACGUGAUCUAUCGAACAUGCCCAAGCAUAUCUCUUACAGUAUCACCAUGCGUUCCCUACUUUCUGAAAACACUAAUACCAUCAGAGAUUCUUUCUGGGUUCCUGGACCCCACAGUUCUACGAAUAUGUACAGCCGUGGCUUUGUCUACCUACAGGAGAAUAUUGAUAGAGCCAUCAUUGAAAUGCAGACAAAUAAGAGUGUGGAUAAUGUUGCAGUACAAUUCCAGCCCAUGCCUUACCCUUGCUACACAAAAGACAGUUUCCUCUUCAGCAUGUCCUUCUCCCUCCCCAUUGCAUUGAUGAUUACUUGGGUCCUUUUUAUAGCAUCAUUUGUAAAAAAACUUGUACAUGAAAAAGAACUUAGACUACACGAGUACAUGAAGAUGAUGGGAGUCAGCUCUUGCAAUCACUUUUUUGCUUGGUUCAUUGAAAGUGCAAGCUUCCUGACUGUCACAGUUAGCAUUCUUGUCAUCAUUUUAAAAUUUGGCAAAAUUUUGACACUAAGCAAUGGAUUCAUCCUGUUCCUGUUCUUCCUGGAUUAUAGCUUAACGAUCAUUGCCAUGAGCUUCCUCAUCAGUGUCUUCUUCCACAACACAAAUGUGGCAGGUCUAAGUGGCAGCCUGAUCUAUAUAAUUACCUUCUUUCCAUUUAUUGUGGUAGUGUCUAAAGAAAGCAGUCUGUCCUUUGCUGGAAAGACCUUGCUGAGCCUUUUCUCUCCAACUGCAUUGAGUUAUGCCACACAGUAUGCUGUUCGUUUUGAAGAGCAAAAUGAAGGGAUUCAGUGGCAUAAUAUGUAUACAUCAACGACGCUGAAUGACAGUUUUAGUUUUGGCUGGUUGUGCUGGAUCAUGCUGAUAGAUUCCAUGAUUUACUUUAUGAUUGGCUGGUACAUUAAAAUUGUUUUCCCAGGACAAUAUGGUAUUGGUGCUGUUUGGUAUUUCCCUGUUCUGCCAUCUUUCUGGAUGGAAUGUUGUGGAUUCCAAAGUGUGUGUUCCAAGAAACCAAGUGGACUGUUAAUGUCUAACAUUGUAGAACAUGGCGUUUCUGAGAAAAAGGGAGAUGAACUUUAUCCAUAUAAGGAGAAGGACCCUACUGAUCUGAAUUUGGGGGUCUCUCUUCAUGGCUUAACAAAAGAAUAUAAGUCAAAAGUCGCUGUCCAAAAUCUGAAUUUAAAUUUCUAUGAAGGCCACAUUACAUCGUUACUGGGUCACAAUGGAGCUGGAAAAACUACCACACUCUCCAUGCUGACAGGACUUUUCAGUGCCACAUCAGGCACCAUAUAUGUCUAUGGUGAGGAUAUCCGUACACGCUUAAGCCAAGUCAGAAAGAACUUAGGUGUCUGCAUGCAGUAUGAUGUGCUGUUUGACCACCUCACCACUAAGGAACACCUGCUGCUGUAUGGAUCUAUUAAAGCUCCAAAAUGGAACAAGACACAGCUCCAUGAGGAAGUAAAAAGAACAUUGAAAGAAACUGGACUAUACAGUCAUCGACACAAGCCUGUAAAGACCUUAUCUGGCGGCAUGAAGAGGAAGUUGUCUAUUUGCAUAGCCCUAAUUGGUGGCUCCAAGGUUGUUGUUUUAGAUGAGCCCACUACUGGAGUAGACCCAUGUUCAAGGCGCAGCAUCUGGGAAGUCAUUUCCAAAAACAAGAAAGAUAAAACAAUAAUCCUGUCCACACAUCACCUGGAUGAAGCAGAAAUACUGAGUGAUCGCAUUGCCUUUCUUGAGCAAGGGGGUCUAAGGUGUUGCGGCACCCCAAUGUUCCUCAAAGAGAAAUUUGGAAGUGGAUACCAUCUCACGCUCACCAAAAAGUUCCCCAACCAGAAGGAUGAUAGGUUAUGCGAUACUGAGAGGGUGACGGCUCUUAUCCAAUCACAUAUUCCUGAAGCAACACUAAAAGAAGAUGUGGGAGGAGAACUUGUCUAUGUCUUACCGCCAUUCAGAGCUGAGAUAUCAAGUGCCUACUUAUCUCUACUCCGAAAUUUGGAUGCUAACAUGCAUGAUCUGAGUUUAGGCUGCUACGGCAUCUCAGAUACAACUAUAGAAGAGGUGUUCCUAAAGCUGACUGAUGGACUUGAUGAGGAUGACCAGAAUUUCUCCCACAGGGCUGUACCUAUUCCUAGUAACAAUUAUGUUAUGGAGGAUGAAGCUUCCACAAGUUCUUAUAGUUUUACUGAUAACGAUGACAGACCUCUGACCAAGAAAGAACGUGUAAAAGGAGUGAAGCUCUUCUUUAAGAAGGUUGGGGCCAUUUUCAUUAAGAGGUUUCAUAAUUCCAGGCGGAACUGGAAAGGCCUAAUUUCUCAGAUCCUCCUCCCGGUGUUGUUUGUUAUUGCGGCUAUGGGCCUUGGGUCACUCUCAGCAAGUACUGCAGAAUAUCCUAAGCUCUUGUUAUCUCCCGAAAUGUAUGGCACCACAGAGCAAGCAGUGGUAUUUGGCAUAAAUAACAAGAACAGUGAAAGUUUGAUGAAUUCGAUGUUCUCAUUCCCUGGUAUAGACAAUUUCUGCUUGGACAAUGCAGCGCAAUGCUUGCCUGCGAACAGCUUGGGGUCAUGGAACAACUCUGAUGUGCAGAUGUCCACAUAUAACAACUGCAACUGCACAGCUGGAAUCAUGUCCUGUGAUUCAUUUGGUGGCACUCCUCCCCACCGUAUGACCUUCUCCAAACAGAUGUUGUACGAUGCCUCUGGAACAAACAUGGAAAACUAUCUUCUCGCAACAACCUUGCAAUAUAUACAGAAGCGAUAUGGAGGAUGGAGUUAUGGCCUUCCUAACUCACAAAUAAAAAGUUUUCUACCUCUACCUGAAAACCUAACUUUAAGCAAGGUUUGGUAUAAUAAUGAGGGCCGUCACAGUCUCCCAGCAUUCCUAAACAGCUUCAGCAACUUCCUCUUGAGAGCUAAUCUACCAAGUGAUCAGGCUGCACAAUACAGUAUUUCUGUCUACAAUCAGCCCCUUCCUGGAUCUGUGUCUCAAUCUUCUACGACCAUUACCUUGGUGAAUACGUUGGUGGCACUUUCUGUUCUGGUUGGCUACUCCAUCACUACGGCAAGUUUUGUUACCUAUGUUGUGAAAGAGUACGACAAUGGUUCAAAGAGACUGCAGCACAUUGCCGGCGUUGGAGAGGUCCUUUAUUGGAUAACAAGCUUCCUCUAUGACUUGGCCAUCUACUUCAUACCAGUUGGCCUUUCCAUUGCAAUGAUAGCAGCCUUUAAACUUCCAGCAUUCUACAACUACCCCAACCUUGGAGGAGUGUCUCUGCUGUUUAUUUUGUUUGGCUAUGCAACUUUUGCCUGGAUGUAUCUGAUAGCUGGAACUUUCAAGAACGCUGGCAUGGCAUUCAUUACUUACGUGUGCAUCAACCUAUUUAUUGGCAUCAAUACCAUCAUCUCUUCUUCUGUAGUGUAUAUGCUUCUCCAGCAGACAAGUACAACUGACGAAAAAUACCAGAGCCUGAAUACCACAUACACUGUCCUCACAAACAUUUUUAAGGUCUUCCCUCAGUUCUGUUUUGGUUAUGGGCUGAUUGAACUAGCACAGCAACAGGCUAUACAAGACCAGUUAGCCAUCUUUGGAAGUAGCGAGAAAGUGAAUGUUUUCGACAUGGACAUACUGGGAUAUAUGUUUGUGGCCAUGACUGUCCAAGGGACAUUCUGCUUUCUGCUACGACUGUUAAUCAAUGAUGGAAUAAUCUACAGUGUUAAGACUUUCUUCAAAAAACUGUUCAAGCUGUACCCCCGUAUUGUGAAAGAUCCAGAUGAAGAUGAGGAUGUAAAAGCCGAGAGAGACCGAGUAGACUCUGGUUGUGCAAAUGAAGAUCUUUUAGUUCUUGAAGGUUUAACCAAAGUUUACCAUCAGGUCAACAAAAAAGUGUUUGCUGUCAACAACACGAGCCUGGGAAUUCCACCUGGAGAGUGUUUUGGACUGCUCGGUGUAAAUGGAGCUGGAAAGACCACAACAUUCAAGAUGCUCACAGGAGAUACUUCACCAUCUAGUGGAAACAUCCAAGUCAGGAACUACAUGGGGAAUAUGGUGAAUGUUUUAGGAUUCAAUACAGAAUGGUCGUCCUUUGGGUAUUGCCCUCAGGAGGAUGCACUGGAUGAACUCAUGACUGGAUUGGAGCACUUAUAUUAUUAUGCAAGAAUACAUGGAAUCCCAGAAAAAAGGAUCAAAUCAGUGUCCAACCAAUUACUUCACAAACUCCAACUUGUUCAAUACAAAGACCGAAUAACUGGCAGCUACAGCUGUGGUACAAGAAGAAAACUUUCAACAGCUCUUGCCCUCAUUGGAAAACCAUCAAUUCUUCUUCUGGAUGAGCCAAGUUCAGGAAUGGAUCCGAAAACUAAAAGGCAUCUCUGGAAGAUUAUUUCUGAAGAAAUUCAGGAAAAAUGUGCAGUGGUGCUAACAUCUCACAGCAUGGAAGAAUGUGAAGCCCUCUGUACAAGAUUAGCAAUCAUGGUGAAGGGGAAGUUUCAGUGCAUUGGCUCCUUACAGCACGUAAAGAGCAGGUUCGGAAGUGGGUUCACCGUGAAGAUGCAUCUCAAGGACUCUUCCAUCAUUAUCAAGACAAUCACCGACUUUAUGCACUUUCAUUUUCCAAACACUUAUCUAAAGGAUCACCACUUCACCAUGGCAGAGUACCAUGUCCCUAUGUCUGUAGGAGGAGUCGCCUGUAUAUUUGACCUUCUCGAGGCUAAUAAAACAGCCUUGAACAUCAUUAACUUUUCAGUCAGUCAAACAACUCUGGAUGAGGUUUUCAUCAACUUUGCUCAGGCCCAGACAACCCCUGAUAAUUCCAGUCUCGGCAGUGGUAGCAGCCAGGACUUACGGGUGGUGGUUGCAUAAAGAUUCUACAGAUUGAAUGUUCCUUAAAAACCUCUCAGGGGAUAUCAGCAUCAAAAAAAUUAAGAAUUAAGCACUUUAUGAAGACAAGGUCACCCAAAGAGACAAACCUAAAUGUGAUUAAUCAUGACCAUCACUCUCCUUUAACAACAAACGUCUAUAUGUAUAUUUUUUUAUGUAGGCAUUGUAAGUCUGUGAUCAUUUUGAUAAAACUGCCUUACUGAAAUGUAGUAAUGGUUUCCAUGAUAGUGCCAUAUUCAGAAUGACAGUCAUGACAUUUCUAAACAGAAAGAAAAUGCAAUUUAUAGAAACAGAUGAAUCUUUUAUUGAUGAACUCAGAGCUAGAUAUAUAAGGUGACAUGAACAUAUAUUGGCUCUUAAAUUCUGUCUUGCUGUUCAGUGGUCAAAAAUGUACAUUUAAAGAUACUAUUAAACCAAGACGAUGAGAGAGAUAAAGUCCAAUAAUAGAAGAUUUAUUUAACAGACUCUUCAUUGCUGCAAGCAGAAGAGGAUACGAUUGUUUACAUUUUUUCUAAAUGUUUGCUAGAAUAGAAAAAUUAAUUUUGCCAAGUCUUUAAAAUGUUUAUCUGGACUGUAUGCAUCCAUGCCUUUUUUUUACACAUAUUUAUGCACUUGGGCUGUUGGACUGCGCUUAAAGCAUAUCUAAACAUAAAAACAAACAGUUAGUAUAAUACAACCUACCAGUCCUGGCUGCAUUGGUUUUAUAUAUAUUUGGCUUUUUUUUCCCUUUAUGUUCACCUGGUGAUCCUGCCAGUAACACACUUCCUUGUCUUAGAGUGGCUACACUCACUGCUCCACUGUAUCUAUGGAGGAGCAAUGUACCCUCUUUAAAAGACAACAGCACUGCCAACCUGUGGAGAGGGCAGUGUUAGAUAGACUAGUGAAUUUAGAUGGAUUCUACGUGCUUGGCUAACAAAUUAAAGCAUGACUCCAGUUAACACUUUUUAAGCAGUUAUAAAAGCACAUCUGUUGGUGUUAAAUGGUUUGCCUCAACACUACACCUUUUCUGUACAGCUUGGUCCGGUAAAGGUUGUUUAAAAAUAACAAACAGGUUCAACAGGUAAUAAAACUAUGUCACUAGUAACUACUGACAGACUGCAUCAUAUAUGCCAUUUUGCCCAAAGUUUCACUUUAUAAAUUGGCACUGCAUGGAAAGUCCACAACUGUUUAUGUAUUUGCACUAUUUCCAAAUAUAGUAUAAUAAUGACUAGGUACAAAAAAAAAAAAAAAGCAGCAUCUACAUUUGCUGUUACUUGACUGAUUAAGGAUGAACAACCCAUAAGAGCUCCCGCGGGCUGCAAUUGUUGUGAGAUACACCUGUGCUCAUUGCCAGCCCUACCAGAUGGAUAGUCUGUGUAUAAAUAUGAUAUCUCUAACUAGUCGUAGGAACCCUUCUUACAUGAGUGCUGAAUUAUGAGGGCACCGAUUUCUUCCCCAGAAGAAUGAACUGAACAGCAUUAACCAGGCACGUCUAUGUGUGGCACUUACCCUCAUGUUGUAUGUUUUGUCUCUGCUGCCUAUUGAUUUGCACUGCUCUCCAAGAAGGUCCCACUGCUGAGAGAGAAAAUGUCAGGAAUGCUGCACAAAUAUAAUUCAUUGGUCAGCAAUUAUCGGUCUCAGAAUUUUUUUUUUAAUCAUCAUGAUAAGAGUUAACAUACUCUAUUAAGGCUUAAUAUACCCUUUGGUGAACUGCAUUAUUUGUCUAUGUGCAUUCAGUACUAGCCCUGCAAAAGUGGUGCAACAACAAUGCUGGAACACAAUGAUGUGUCUAAUGGGUACCCAGAAUUUUUGUAAAAAUAUUAAAAUUAAGAAAACAAAUGCAGUUAAAAAGAAAAUAGAUAUAACUAUGUUCUACUACCAAAGAUUUAUUGUUUUAAUUGUGUACUCCAUAGUAUACAUAUAUUUGUAAAGAUAUACCUUGUUACUGGUCUUUCAAUUUCAGUCAUUUUCUAUUUAAUGAUUGUACCAAAUAAAAGAAAAAAUGGUGCUAGUGUUUAGCAUUUUGAAUGCAAUUUUUGUGCACAUUUAAGAUGAUAAUACUGUAAGAAGUUGAAAAAAAUAUAUGUGUAAUUAAGUUUCUGUGAUUUGAUUCUGCCAUCACUACCACUAAACUAAUUUAUUUAAACUUUUUACGUGACCUUUUUAAAAGGCAUCCAACUGAUGCCAGGAAGAAAAGCACUUAAUUUUGCUGAAAAUUCACUAAUUAUUAUACAGAACUAUAUUCCAUUUUAGAAGAUUUGCUUUGUAAUAUUUUCAGUAAAAUGAAAAAACUGAAACAUUUUCAAUAAAAUUUAACAUAUUCAAUGUCUUUAUUUCCCAACGUUUUUAUUUUCUUUAUUCUUAAAAGCCAUUGAUUAAAAUGGCAAAUGCAGUGACACAAGGACUUUCACCGUGAGCAGCAACAAAUAUUUUCAAGACAGGCAUACUUAUUUAUAAAUUAUGUUAACAGUGCCAUUGUUGUCCUUUUAAAAACAAGAAUGGCUUUUUAAAAGCAAAAUGUUUACAAUAAAUGUUUUCUGUUA
Rana temporaria (common frog) is the source of this 22781-nucleotide messenger RNA. It is a transcript of the gene ABCA12, whose product is annotated as ATP binding cassette subfamily A member 12. Gene Ontology annotation, biological process: transmembrane transport; lipid transport. Gene Ontology annotation, cellular component: intracellular membrane-bounded organelle; membrane. The record is from RefSeq and is a predicted model, not a curated record. The coding region runs from base 253 to 20241 and encodes 6662 amino acids. NCBI's taxonomy places the organism in Eukaryota, Metazoa, Chordata, Amphibia, Anura, Ranidae. The transcript is spliced from 58 exons. Gene Ontology annotation, molecular function: lipid carrier activity; ABC-type transporter activity; ATP binding.